Quercus lobata is the source of this 1247-nucleotide messenger RNA. RefSeq lists its product as uncharacterized. Lineage: Eukaryota; Viridiplantae; Streptophyta; Magnoliopsida; Fagales; Fagaceae. The transcript is spliced from 5 exons. Bases 808 to 1128 code for a protein of 106 amino acids. The record is from RefSeq and is a predicted model, not a curated record.
CUAAAGUUCCUUGCUUUUUGUUGGAGUUAGUCCAUGCUUGACUUGUCCAACUGGGUCUUUGCUCGUGAGCAUUCUGCCCAGUUGACGCGCUUGACUCACUCACUGCAAUGAAACGUUGCUUUUUUUACAUGUUUUGGCUUUCUGGGUUUUCUUCAAUCUUGUGUUUUUGGCUUUGUUCAAGAGGGGUGCUGGUGUUUGGAGAAUUGGGUUUGUCUUUACUUUAACAACAACUCCAAGAAAGGUGGUAGGUUGGUGGGGUUGACUUUGGUUUAUAAGGUCAUAGAUUAGGAAAUCCUCUCAAGGAAAUCUUUUGGUGUUUGUUUUGGUUUCCUUAAAUUCUAAUCCCAUGUCUUUUGAUGAGUGUUUUAGGUGUUUGUGUCGGCAUUUUUUUGUUUUUGGUUUUCUUGAACUUGUUUUAUUAUUUUUUGGGUUUGAAGCUUUGUUACCCUUCUACUAACUUGUAAUUGAUACCAACUUCAGCAGCUCUGAAAGGGAUAGUUUUUAUGUGUUUGUACUGGUUUGUUAUUAUUCUAGUCCAUAUGAGAUUGGAAUUCGCAGUUGGGAUAAUUGACAUUGUUUCACCUGCAUUUAAAUCGAAGCCAAGCUGGGUUUUUUUUUUUUUUUUUUUAAAUGAACCUUCCAGGGGAAAUUACUGUUAAUAUUUUCAUCAAUGUCUUCCUGUUGUAGUAUUGUAGUGUUGUUGAGUACUUGAGAUAUAUCAUCUGGGGCAUUGUAAGAGCUUGGUGAUAUAUGAGAAGGGCCGUCCAGAUAACUGUUGUGCAUUAAUUGGAAUAUCUGAAUCAAACUAUGGUGAGCUUACGAAGACGCAAGCUUCUGGGACUAUGCUCUGGGAAAAGUUCAUUCAUAGCUCCACUUCCUAGGUUUUUCAAUGGAAUUACUCCUGAAAUUUCUACUCAUAAUUCCAAUCAUGUCAGAGUGCAUCCAGUGGCUCCAGCUAAUGUAAACCAGCCAGUGGGGAAUAGAAUAGGACCUGGAUCUUCAAAUGGAUCUGGUUCAAGCUCAUCAAAAGAGCAGCCCAUUCAACCAGUUGCAGGUCUGCCUACUUCAAAGUUCAAACUGAGAGAGCAAAGUGAGAUGAGAAGAAGUAAAAUACAAAGAGGGAAAUGAGAUCAGAUGAGAGAAUUCAAUAUGUUGUAGGAGUUGGAACUUGGAAAUUUCUUGGAAGGUUCGUUGUUUACAAAUGCCCCCAACAUCUAUGUUUACUUAUGAAAUAACCAAACUUGCCU